AAAGCCCAAAUGUUAUCUCUCUAACUCUCACUCCCUCGUUCUCCCUCAACUCUGUCAACGGUCUGCAGCAAUCUCCGCCACCACCGCUACGAACCCUUCCGCCUCCAUCUCCACUCCACCGCCCACCACCGCUGGAUCCGACGGCCGCCCCUCCAUAUGCAUGCAAACCCUUACCCAUCUCCCAUUCCGGAAUGGCGCCAUCUCGUCCGCCGCCCGUUGCUGCGCCUCCUCCCGUACGGCCGCCGCCUCCGCCAUUGCCGCCGCCCCGCUCGACCGUCAGCACCAGAACCACCGCCUCCUCCUCAGCGAAUCGCUCACCUCAGUCGCCCAUUCUCCAGCUUCUCCAUCUCCCAUUCCCGAGCUCCUCUCCAUUCUCUCCUCCCCGAACUGGCAGAAGAACCCAGCGUUGAGAACCCUGAUCCCCUCCAUCACCCCUUCCCAUGUCUCUUCCCUCUUCGCCUUCAACGUUGACCCUCAGACCGCCCUUGGGUUCUUCAAUUGGAUCGCCCAGCGGCCCGGGUUCAAGCACAACGUCCAGUCUCAUUCAUCUCUUCUCGCCAUUCUCAUUCCCAAUAACUUUCUUGGCGUUGCCGAGAAGGUUAGGCUUUCCAUGAUCAAAUGCUGUGAUUCGGUCGAUGACGCUCGGUUCUUGCUGGAUUUUGUGCUGAGCAUGAAUCGUGAUAGUGGGUUAAAGUUCAAGCUCACUGUUAGAUGCUAUAAUACAUUGUUGAUGUCAUUGUCAAGGUUCCUUAUGAUCGAUGAAAUGAAGAAAGUGUACAUAGAGAUGCUAGACGAGAAGGUUUCGCCGAACAUUUAUACGUUUAAUACGAUGAUUAAUGCCUACUGUAAGCUGGGGAAGGUGGCGGAGGCUGAGGUUUAUGUGAGGAAGAUUUUCCAGGCUGGGUUGAGUCCCGACACGUUUACAUAUACUUCUCUGAUUUUGGGAUGUUGCCGGAACCGAGAUGUAGAUGGUGCCUACGGGGUGUUUGUGCAAAUGCCCCAAAAGGGUUGUCGAAGAAAUGAGGUUUCGUACACCAAUCUUCUUCAUGGCCUUUGCGAGGCUAAGCGGGUUGAUGAGGCUCUUAAAUUGUUUUCUCAGAUGGGUGAAGAUAAUUGUUUUCCCACGGUUCGCACUUACACAGUUUUGAUAUGGGGUUUGUGCGGAUCGAAUAGGAGGUCAGAGGCAAUGGAUCUUUUUGAGGAGAUGCCCAAGAGGGGCUGCCAGCCUAAUCUUCAUACUUAUACCGUGCUUAUGGAUAGCAUGUGUAAAGAUAACAAGGUUGAUGAAGCACGGAGAAUGUUAGAUGGGUUGUUGGAGAAGGGAUUGGUCCCUAAUGUGGUCACAUACAAUGCUUUAAUGGAUGGGUAUUGCAAGGAAGGAAGGAUGGAUGAUGCUUUGGAAGUUUUGGCUUUGCUGGAGUCAAAUAGUUGCAGCCCGAAUGCUCGGACAUACAAUGAAUUGAUAUGUGGGUAUUCUCGGAUUAAAAACCUGCACAAGGCUAUGGCCCUGCUUGAUCGGAUGAUUGAGCGCAAGCUGUCCCCAGACCUAAUGACAUAUAAUUCAUUAAUCCAUGGUCAGUGUAAAUUAGGUGAGCUAGAUACUGCUUAUAGGCUGCUCGAUAUGAUGGAGGAAAGUGGCCUUGCUCCUGAUCAGUGGACAUAUGGCUUUUUAAUAGACACCCUCUGCAAGAAAAGCAGAGUUCAAGAAGCCCAUGAUUUAUUUGAAUCUCUACCCAAGAAAGGUGUUAAGGCAAAUGAAGUGAUGUAUACAGCUCUAAUUGAUGGGUGCUGCAAAGCUGGGAAACUCGAAGAUGCCAAGAAUUUAGUGAAUAGGAUGCUUGAAGAGGGAUGUCUUCCGAAUUCUUGUACUUAUAAUGCCUUGAUAGAUGGUCUCUGCAAAGAGGGAAAGAUGGAAGAGGCACUUAAUAUGGUUGAAAAGGUGACGAAGGAUUUGAAACCCACAGUCCACACCUAUACAAUUAUGAUUAAGCAAAUGCUUGCUGAAGGGGAUUUUGACCAUGCCCAAAAGGUUUUCGAGCAAAUGGUUUCUUCAGGACUGCAACCUGAUGUAUUCACCUACACCACAUUCUUGCAUGCUUAUUGCAUCCAAGGGAGAGUAAAAGAGGCAGAACAUGUGAUGGAUAAGAUGAAGAAAGAAGGGAUCGUGCCAGACUCGCUUACUUACACCUUAUUAAUUGAUGCGUAUGGGCGCUUAGGAUUGCUUCCUUGUGCUUUUGAUGUCUUAAAGCGAAUGUUCGCUGCUGGUUGUGUGCCUUCUCACCAUACUUAUUCAUUUCUACUGAAGCAUAUUUUGAUCGAGAAACAAGUGAAGGAAAAUGGGAUUGCUGUUGGAUUAGGAUCAGUAUCAAACAUUAAGACAACCAUUGAUCUGGAUGAUGUUUGGAACACUGUAGAAUUCCCAUCUGUCUUGGAACUUUUUGACAAGAUGUCCGAACAUGGGUGUUAUCCUGAUUUGAAUACUUACACAAAGCUCAUUAUUGGAUUUUGUAAUAAGGGGCGCCUGGAAAUUGCGUUUCAAGUGUUUGGUCAUAUGGAAGAGAGAGGAAUAACUCCCAAUGAGAAGACCUACAUCUCCCUUAUUAAUUGUUGCUGCGCUCAGAGAUUGUUGGGUGAAGCCAUGAAACUCAUGGAUGGUAUGAUCGAACAGGGCCUUCUACCUCAGCUAGAGUCAUACAAGCUUCUUCUUUGUGGUCUUUAUGAUGAGGAAGAAAAUGACAAGGCUAAAGAAGCUUUCUGCUCUCUGCUGGAGCAUGGGUAUAAUCACGAUGAGGUGGCAUGGAAGCUUCUAGUUGACGGGCUACUUAAGAGAGGUUUUGUUGACAGAUGCUCUGAGCUGCUAGGUAUUAUGGAGAAAAAAGGAUUCCAACCUCAUCCUAAAACAUAUUCAAUGUUGAUUGAGGGACUGGACAGUACUUGAUUUUGAGUUUAAUACUCAACUGUAUCUUGUCUGAGUUCCUGGGACGACGGCCAAUGAGACAUUUGGCUCUACUGUAUGAGGGACUGUUGUGUAAAUGGAUAUGAGACUUUCCUGUCCACAUGAUGAGGACCAACAUAUUCUGUUGGUAGCUUUAUAUCUGUGAAGGAAAUGCAAUACUUCUUUUGUCCUCCCAGUAUUUUAGCAUGAUGACCGAGCCUAUGAGUACAGUCAUCAUUAGCAGGCUGGAAUUUGCCGAUAUCAUAAAAAAUUGGACAUCUGGUGCAGAUCUAUUAUGAGUGGAGUACAUUCCUGGAAGACCAAGCAAUGGAUUCCUGGAGAUGGCAAUGAUCUAUACUGAAAAUUUUUGGUGUACAAGGUACUGCAUGUCGCUGUUGUCAAGCAAAUAGGCAUGUGCUCUAUCUGUAUGUGGACAUUACAAGUGCUUCUAGCUGUUAGCAAAGUGUAUUUGCUCUUCCAUUAUGUUCCAGAGUUCCAUAUUGAAUCUCUGUGAUUCUCGGUUGCUGUUCCAGUAUGGCUGCUUUCACGUGUUACGCAGUAGUGGUCCCCCAUUUGUCCCUCCAACUAUAUUCAUCAAGCAAGGGCUUGCUUCAUUUGUAUGUCUCACUUGAACUUUCUGUCCUACUUGUCUUCAUUUGCGGGCAGCUUUCUUUAAUUUGUUUAAUCAGGUCAGAUCACUUUUUAAGUAACUCGAUUCAAUGAUCUGAGGAUACGGAGUGCUGAUUGAAGGGAUCUUCUCCAAUUGAUCUCAGCUCUUGUUCAGUACAAGGAAUUUCUGGAUGAUUUUGAGAGCAAUGCAGCAGCCACGCAGAGGUUGCCCGCAGCCUCACUGUCAGCAUUCGAUAACAGUGCUGGACACCUGUAAAAAUCAUCCUCUUGUUCAGUACAAGGAAUUUCUGGAUGAUUUUGAGAGCAAUGCAGCAGCCACGCAGAGGUUGCCCGCAGCCUCACUGUCAGCAUUCGAUAACAGUGCUGGACACCUGUAAAAAUCAUCCUCUUGAGGUUAUGCAGGAGCUCUGGCUUUAGUUUCUCAAAAUGUGGUGAAUCCUCAUCUUCCUCAACGGUCUUUCAGGUGAGAGAGCCCUACACUUUGUUCAUCCCCUUUCAGUGAAUCUUUCCUCAAGGAGGGACUUCUAAUGAUAAGAAAUUGCAUUCAUUCCGGGCCUAUAUCUCUGCACAGAGAUUGUUGCGAGGAGCUUCUCAAUCGACUGUUUGAUACUCUGAGCUGGAUAAUGACUGAAUUUUCUGUUUCUAUUCGCAAAAUGCAAGAAAAAUAACAGGUGCUACAACCUAGAUUCAAGUCGAGUACUGCAGUUUAGAAAUGCGAUGACAUAUUUCUGAUGUUCUUGAUUCAAUCUUCUGAUGAUUGGUGGAAUAAUUCAUGUAGGUAUUAGAGUUAAUCAUCGAAAUGCGGCGUCAUAUUUGAUCUUUCCUGUAAUCUUGCGAGGAUGUUGGAGUUCUUUAUUCGUGAUUUAUGAGAUCACUCAGGUGUUCCUAUCUAUCUGGAACAAACAACAAAUCUCCAUAGGCUGACUUGGGUUUAUUGUCUUGAUCAGCUUGAGUCACAUAACUUCAGCAGCAGAUGCUGACUUCUUCAAAUCGUCAGUAAGAAGGCAUGGUCAGUUGGAGAAAGUGAACCGAAUCGAGGAAUGUUGUUGACCCCUCGCAGGGAUCAUCUUAAAUUUGUCUGAUGCCUGUGGAAAGGGACAGCUAAGGAGCCAAAACGAUGUCGUGAAUGUGUUUGCGAGCAUGGACUGCUCCAACUCAGUCCCACCGUGGGUCUCACUAUCUGUUGUAGUACCUGUACAGCUCUUGCUUCGUCGUUCAGGUUCCUGGUCAAUUCCUAUAGCUGGGAUGGCACUGGCAGGACAAAAAAGGAAUAAUCUAUAUCUAUGGUACCAGAUGAAGCAAGAGCUUAAUAUCUCUUUUUAAACGAGACAAUGUAGGUGCAGGUCAUUAGUAAACUCAAAACGAUGAAAAUCACAUCAAAUGAGAUCUAAUAUAAGAAAAUAAAAAAUUUAAUAAAGGGACGCGAGUAGUUCUACUAUGGACGAAUUUGAAACUAUUAGAUUAUCGGGCGAGUAAAUGUGCCGAUGUGCUAUAACCCUUUUCUCUUUUUAUUAUAUAAAGCCAAUUUAUUCUUUUA
Molecule: messenger RNA, 5102 nt
Organism: Punica granatum (pomegranate)
Lineage: Eukaryota; Viridiplantae; Streptophyta; Magnoliopsida; Myrtales; Lythraceae
Source: RefSeq, a predicted model, not a curated record